This is a messenger RNA of Parnassius apollo (apollo), 306 nucleotides long. NCBI's taxonomy places the organism in Eukaryota, Metazoa, Arthropoda, Insecta, Lepidoptera, Papilionidae. The record is from the annotation of a GenBank genome assembly.
AUGAUACUCCUGUUUAUCUUCUCCAAAAUGGCGAUAUUUAAAGUGGCUUCCACGUUAUUCAUGAUGGCAUUCUUCCAAAAGCUGUUCUACUUGUUUGGUCUAUUCCUGAAUUAUUUUCUAAAAAGCAAGUCUCCAAAACCCUCACCAUCAUCUGUCUAUGGAGCGCCUUCAGACUACAACACCAUCGGCUACAGUUACGGACCACCAGAACACGAGUCGUUGCAUACUCAAGAUAAUGGCUAUCCUGGCAUUUCUGAACUUGGUGGCGGUGCCUUCGACUGGCUUGUGAAUAAGAACGUCAAGUGA